AGGGGAGACGGGGGGCGGGGGGCGCGGGAGCGGGAGGGGACCCCGAUUACCAGCUGCGGCCCACCUACUGCAACGCCGCCCUCGCCUUGGAACAGAUUUCCAAGGGCCAGGCCGUCGGCAGGAAGGCUCCCGUGUGGCUCAGAGCGAAGUUUCAGGGUCUCCUGUUCAGACUGGGGUGCUCCAUUCAGAGAAACUGUGGCAAAUUCCUGGUCAUCGGGCUGAUGAUAUUCGGGGCGUUCGCCGUGGGCCUCAAGGCCGCCAAUCUCGAGACCAACGUGGAAGAGCUCUGGGUGGAAGUGGGGGGCCGCGUGAGCCGGGAGCUGAGCUACACGCGGCAGAAGAUCGGCGAGGAGGCCAUGUUCAACCCGCAGCUGCUGAUCCAGACCCCGCGGGAGCCGGGCGCCAGCGUCCUGACCACCGAGGCCCUGGCCCAGCACCUCCACUCCGCCCUGCAGGCCAGCAGGGUCCACGUCUACAUGUACAACAGGCAGUGGAAAUUGGAACAUCUGUGCUACAAAUCCGGAGAGCUCAUCACCGAGACCGGCUACAUGGACCAGCUGAUAGAGAACCUCUACCCCUGCCUGAUCAUCUCCCCCCUGGACUGCUUCUGGGAAGGAGCAAAGCUACAGUCCGGAACCGCUUACCUCAUCGGCGAACCCCCUCUGCGCUGGACCAACUUCGACCCGCUGGACUUCCUGGAGGAGCUGAAGAAGAUCAACUCCCUGGUGUCCAGCUGGGAGGAGAUGGUCACCAAGGCCGAGGUCGGGCACGGCUACAUGGACCGGCCCUGCCUCAACCCCGCCGACCCCGACUGCCCCGCCACCGCCCCCAACAAGAACUCCACCAAGCCCCUGGACCUGGGCCUGAUCCUGAGCGGAGGCUGCUACGGCCUGUCGCGGAAGUACAUGCGCUGGCAGGAGGAGCUCAUCGUGGGCGGCACCGUCAAGAAUCGCACCGGGAAACUCAUCAGCGCCCAGGCCCUGCAGACCAUGUUCCAGCUGAUGACGCCCAAGCAGAUGUACGAGCACUUCAAAGGCUAUGAUGUCGUCUCCCACAUCAACUGGAGCCCGGAGAAGGCCGCCGCCAUCUUGGAGGCCUGGCAGAGGAGCUACGUCCAGGUCGUCCAUCAAAGCGUCUCCGAGAACUCGACCCAGAAGAUCAUGUCCUUCACCACCACCACCCUGGACGACCUCCUCAAGUCCUUCUCGGACGUCAGCGCCGUCCGCGUGGCCGGCGGCUACCUGCUCAUGCUGGCGUACGCCUGCGUCAGCAUGCUCCGCUGGGACCGCUUCUCUUCCCAGGGGGCCGUGGGGCUGGCGGGCGUCCUCCUGGUAGCCCUCUCGGUGGCGGCCGGUCUGGGCCUCUGCUCCCUGCUGGGCAUCUCCUUCAACGCCGCCACCACGCAGGUGUUGCCCUUCCUGGCCCUGGGCGUCGGGGUGGACGACGUGUUCCUCCUGGCCCACGCGUUCAGCGAGACGGGGCAGAACAAGCGGAUCGCUUUCGAGGAGCGGACGGGGGAGUGUCUGAAGCGGACGGGGGCCAGCGUGGCCCUGACCUCCAUCAGCAACGUCACCGCCUUCUUCAUGGCCGCCCUCAUCCCCAUCCCGGCCCUGCGCGCCUUCUCCCUCCAGGCGGCCGUGGUGGUGGUGUUCAACUUCGCCAUGGUCCUCCUCAUCUUCCCCGCCAUCCUCAGCAUGGACCUCUAUCGCCGCGAGGACGGGCGGCUCGACAUCUUCUGCUGCUUUCCCAGCGCCUGCGGGGGCCGGGCGGGGCGGCCGGGCGGCCCGGGACCCCCGGCCGUCGUCGCCGCCGCCUUCGCGGGCGAGACCCGCAUCACCAUGCGCUCCACGGUGCGGCUCUGCGCCCAGUACGACCCUCGGACCCAGGCCUUCUACACCACGGCCCAGCCCCGGGCCCUGGUCCGCGUGCGACCCCUCCCCGGCCCGGACCCCCGGCCGGACCCGCGGCCGGACCCCCGGCCCGCCCCCUGGACCCUGGCCGACUUCGCGCGGACGUGCUACGUCCCCUGGCUCCUCCGCCCCCGGGCCAAGACGGGCGUCCUGUUCCUGUGCGCGGGCCUGCUGGGGGUCAGCCUCUACGGGACGACGCGGGUGCGGGACGGGCUGGACCUGACGGACAUCGUGCCCCGGGGCACGGGCGAGCACGACUUCGUCGCGGCCCAGUUCCGUUACUUCUCCUUCUACAACGCCUACGUGGUGACGCGGGCGGCCGACUACCCGCGGGUCCAGCCGCUGCUCUACCGCCUGCACGACACCUUCCGCCGCGUCAAGUACGUCAUGCUGCAGCCCGACCGGACCCUCCCCAAGAUGUGGCUCCACUACUUCCGCGACUGGCUGCAAGGCCUCCAGGACGCCUUCGACAGAGACUGGGCCUCCGGGAACAUCUCCCCCGGCGACUACCGCAACGGCUCCGACAGCGCCGUGCUGGCCUACAAGCUCCUCGUCCAGACGGGCAGCAGGGAGAAGCCGGUGGACAUCGCCCAGCUGACCAAGCAGCGGCUGGUGGACGGGGACGGCAUCAUCAACCCCAACGCCUUCUACACCUACCUGACGGCCUGGGUGAGCAACGACCCCGUGGCCUACGCCUCCUCGCAGGCCAACAUCCGCCCCCACCGGCCCGAGUGGAUCCACGACAAGGCCGACUACAUGCCCGAGACGCAGCUGCACAUCCCCCCGGCGGAGCCGGUGGAGUUCGUGCAGUUCCCCUUCUACCUGAACGGGCUGCGGGAGACGUCGGACUUCGUGGACGCCAUCGGGCAGGUGCGGGCCAUCUGCGAGGACUUCACGCGGCUCGGGGUGCCCAGCUACCCCAACGGCUACCCCUUCCUCUUCUGGGAGCAGUACGUGGGGCUCCGCCUCUGGCUGCUGCUCUCCGUCAGCGUCGUCCUCGCCUGCACCUUCCUCGUCUGCGCCCUCUUCCUCCUCAACCCCUGGACGGCCGCCAUCAUCGUGACGGUGCUGGCGCUGAUGACGGUGGAGCUGUUCGGGAUGAUGGGGCUGAUCGGGAUCAAGCUCAGCGCCGUGCCGGUGGUCAUCCUCAUCGCCUCCGUCGGCAUCGGCGUCGAGUUCACCGUCCACGUGGCCCUGGCUUUCCUCACGGCCGUCGGGGACCGAAACCACCGGGCCGUCGUCGCCCUGGAGCACGUGUUCGCCCCCGUGCUGGACGGGGCCGUGUCCACCCUGCUCGGGGUGCUCAUGCUCGCCGGCUCCGAGUUCGAUUUCAUCGUCAGGUAUUUCUUCGCCGUGCUGGCCAUCUUGACCGUGCUGGGAGUCCUCAACGGGCUCGUUCUGCUCCCCGUCCUCCUGUCUCUCUUCGGCCCCUACCCCGAGGUGUCCCCCGCGGAGGGCUGUGACCGGUUGCCCCCGCCGUCGCCCGACCCCCCGGACUCGGACUCGUCGGACUGGGAGUCGGAGUCUCAGACCACCCUGUCGGGCCUCAGCGAGGAGCUGCGGCGCUACCGGACCCCGGCCCCCGAACCCGGACCCCGGGACCCCCGGCCCACGGUGUCCGGCCCGCCCAGCCCCGGCCUCCCGGCGCGCCCAUCCCGAGCCGACCCCCGGCCUCCCCCGAGCCGGCCGCGCAGGGACGCCUUCGCCGCGCCGUCGGGGGCGUCCCCUCCGCGGCCCCGGGCCCGGCCGCCCUUCGGCCCGCCCGUCGCCACGGUGACCGCCUCGGCCUCCGUCACCGUGGCCUACGAGGGCCACGUCUGGGACCCGCACGUGCCCGUCCACGUGGACCGCAGGGACCGGAGGGCCGGCGGCGGAGGAGGCCGCGGCCGCGGAGGGGACGCCGAGUGACCCGGGGCCGGCCCUCCCCGCGGGCCCGCGUCUGCCGCCCCCGGUCCCGUCCCGUCCCCCCCCCUCGCCACGGCGGGCCGCGCGGAGCCGCCGGGGGGCCGGGGGACGGCACCCCGCCCGGCGACGCUCCCAUCUCCCCGUGGCGGGCGACGCCGGACGGCCGGAAGUCCCGAAGACGGCGCCCCUCGGCCGUGCCCCCGUCUCCCCGCUGCGGGCGACUCCGGGCCGCCGGGAGGCCGGAAGACGGCAGCCCUCGGCGACGCCCCCGUGCCUCCGCGGAGGCCGACUCGGAACCACCGGGGAGGGCAGACCUUCCCCUCGCCCCGGCCUCGCGGAGGAGGAAACCGAGGCCCCGAGCGGGCGAGCCACUCUCCCGCGCUCUCUCCGCUAGGCCGCCCUGCCCGACCCCCGUUCUGCGGAUGGGGAAAACCGAGGCCCGAGAGGGGAAGCGACCGAGAGGCGGGGGGUUCGGGGGGCCGGGGUUAGGACUCAGGUGCCCCCGGUUCCCGGCCCCUUUCCGCCGAGGCCACCCGAGGGAAAGGCGAAGACACGGAGGCGGGAGACGAUCGAGGGCGCGACGGACGGACACCGGGCCCCGGCUGCAAUUCGGGCAACCUCCCCGCCCCACCGGGUUCGGAGGGCGGGGAAACCGAGGCCAAAGAGGAGGCCAAAGAGGAGGUCGCCCUCUCCCCCCUCCUCCCACGCCCCUCCAGGGCGGGACUGUAAUCCACGCCCCUUCACCGUCGGGGUAACGUCGAGGCGUCUGCGGGAAAUAUUUUUAUAAACAGUUCGAAGGCGGACACGCACGUGACAUACACGGGACCGGCGGGAGGGAGUUUGGAUCAUCGGAGCCGGGGGGACGAUGAGUACUGUCUGGACUCCUCGCGCCGGGGGCUCCGUUUCGGAGACUCGAAUCCGCAGCCCCCCGCGGCGGCCGCUCGAGAACCACAUCCUCUGCCGACAGACUCUUCCCGCGGAUGACGUUCCCCGCGAACAUUCCUCCCGGAAAACCGGCCAUCCCCCCGCAGCGUUUUAAAGCCCGCCGGCGGUAAAGGGAGAGAGGUCGCCGGCUAAGCGUUCAGCACGGCGUCCGGCGCGUAGUAGGCGCCUGGCGACCUCCACGACCCUGCACCGCGAAGACGCCGCGUGACGAAUUUCCCCUUUCCGUUGUGGAGGGGGUUCGGUCGGGGCCGGGGGAUCGUGGCGUGGUUUUUCUCGGGGGUUUGUGUCCUUUUUCUCCCCUCCCUCCGGGAGCGGAUACGAAGAGGGGUCUCUUCCACUCCGGGGGCUUCCGGGCCGGGCGUCCCAUACGGUCCUCUGGGCGCGUGUGCGUGUGUCUGUGUGUUUUUCCAGGGUGCGUGAGUGCUGUGGGCAGGGAACGCGCCUCUCCCGAGUGCUUCGCCCGGCGCCCCGCCCCCAGUCGGCGCUCAAUAAAUACGGCCGAAUGGACACGUGUGUUUCCCGGAGGACUGUGCGCGUGUGUUUGGAGGGCGGGUGUGUUUCCCGAGGGUUGCGUCCGCGUGCCCGUGCGCGCCCGUCUUCGUGCGCGUCUUCAGCGGGCGCGUCUCCGGCGGGCUGCGUGUGUGUGUCCGUCCGCGUUUUCGGAGAAACGUCUUCUAAGCUCGUCGGGCGGGAUGUAUCGAGCGCCUCCUCUCCGCAGACCACUGGGACGUAGAGCCGGGCGACCAUCCCUGCCCCACGACGGGCUCGCCGUCCGAAAGGACGUGCGCGGGCCUUCCCGGAGGACCGGGGGCGGGGGUUGUCCGAGGGCUGCGCUCACGGGGCCGACGAGGACGGCGUUUGCGGGGCGCUCAGUAGGUGCCGAGCACUGUUCUAAGCGCCGGGGGGGGGAGAGAGAAGAUCACGUCUCCGUGCGCGUGUCGACCGCUGGCGGGAAAUAGCUCCGUAAAUCCUGAAAAGGCGCACCCGGACGGGGACCGGUGGGAGGAAGUCGGGGUGAGAAGAACGAUGCUGGCGUUUACGAAGCGCUCGCUCUGUGCCAAGCACUGUCCUGAGCGCCGGGGGAGAGGCCGGGUCAGCGGGUCCUCACCGUCUUCACUCCCCCGAGAGAGGCGAAGCCGCUGGCCCCGACCGCGGAUUAGAACCCGCGGCCCGACGCCCCGGCCUCUCGCCGCCGCUUCGGAGCUGGGGGCGGGUGGAUACCGUCUGGACCCCCCAACGCGCACACGGACCGUAAGCCCCUCGCGGGCAGGGGUCGGGAAGGCCGACUCGCCAAGCGUUUAGUCCGGUGUUCCGCACAGGGGAAGCGCUCAAUAAAUACCACCGAACGAAUGGACGAACGAACGUUUCCCGAGAGCUUUCUACUGUAUAUCUUCCCCCCCCCUUCCCUCCCCGUCCCCUUUUCCAACCCCCUCCUCCGGCCGGCUCCCUCUCCCCCCAUUCCCGGCCUCCGCUCUCCGCUCCCACCCGCCUCCAGCUCCCACCUCCCCGCUGGCGCUCUCCCUUUCCCGCCGCUCGCUUGGUGGAGUUGAAGGCGUCUCCCCUCUAACGCGGUCGGGGGGAACCGGGUCCUUUUUCGGGGGGGCGUCUUAUUCGUUUUUUUCAAAGAAAAAUGUUUCGGUUCCCCUCCGGCGAUAUUUAUAUCUCUGUAUAUCCUAAGGCGUUUCCGCCGGCGUAGAACAAAAACUUGCAGGGAUUCUCCCUCCUGGGGGAAACGCGGCUCCGAUUUUCCUUCGGGAUUCUUAUCUGUAUAGAGGGUUUACUAAUGUUAAAUAGGACAGAUUCUAGAACAUUUACACGCCGGACUCGCGGUAGCGUGGGGCGGGAAGGAGAGCGGGGAGAAAGGAAAAGGUAAAAAAAAAAAAUCGAAUAUCCCCGCUGCCUCGGUGGGCAGGAAGGGGGGGGGGGGACUCUGCGUCAUCUCGGUGACGGAGGUGAAAGUAUGCCGUCUAAUUUAUUUAUAUGAAAAUUUAUUUUUGUAGUGUACAUAGCGGUCACCGAGUCUUCCGAGAGAAGUAUAUUUUUAAAGAGUUUAUAUGCGACGAUACCGUAACGUUGGGGGACCCGAGCGAGACGGGAAGCGUGGAGGACGCCUCGAGCGGGGGGAGCGGGCCCGGGGGGCGUCCACGCAGGUCGCCCGCCGCCCGGCGCUUUCCACGCGCGGCCUUCUGUCGUCCUCCUCGGGGAACCUCGACAAAAAGACACAAAAUAAACCGACUCCCCGACGAUUAACGUUCACUGAUAGAAGUUCUAACACCGAUAACGAUAAUAAAAAUAUUAUAACUUA
Ornithorhynchus anatinus (platypus) is the source of this 7065-nucleotide messenger RNA. It is a transcript of the gene PTCH1, whose product is annotated as patched 1. Gene Ontology annotation, biological process: smoothened signaling pathway. Bases 222 to 3818 code for a protein of 1198 amino acids. Gene Ontology annotation, cellular component: plasma membrane. Gene Ontology annotation, molecular function: hedgehog receptor activity; smoothened binding; hedgehog family protein binding. The transcript has 23 exons. The record is from RefSeq and is a predicted model, not a curated record. NCBI's taxonomy places the organism in Eukaryota, Metazoa, Chordata, Mammalia, Monotremata, Ornithorhynchidae.